This is a messenger RNA of Ceratotherium simum simum (southern white rhinoceros), 3582 nucleotides long. Lineage: Eukaryota; Metazoa; Chordata; Mammalia; Perissodactyla; Rhinocerotidae. The record is from RefSeq and is a predicted model, not a curated record.
GAGAGACGGACAGGAAGAGGGCCAGGGGGGACGCCAGAACCCGGGACCACAGCACGGAAACGGCCCGGGGCCGAGCUGCAGUCAGAUCCGGGGAUGGAGGGAGCCGGAGGAGAGCAGUGAGGAGGCCGAGGAGGCAGGCCCUGCUGCCCUCCUGGAGGCUGGCAGCCUGCUGUGGCAGUGGAGGACCAGGCCGCCCAGAGAGGGACGGGGUCAGGAGGUCGGGCCCGGCCUUAGCAGGCUCAGACAAGGCCCAAGAAGGCAGCCCCAGGCCCUCUGAGUUCAGGGCCCAGGCCUGGUUCGCUUGUCCAAAGGGGGCCUAGGCCAAGCCUCUAGUGGAGACACUGAGUCAGGGCCAGAGCCAGGCCUCAGGCACGGCCUCGACGCUUGUGAGCCAAGUUAGGGGUAGGGAGCAAGGGCCCUUCGGGGUCUCAGAGACUAAGGCGGGUAGGGGGCUUCAGGGCCUCCCAGUCCAUAGCCGGAUUGGCGAGUUAGACGCUUGUAGAUCCAAGGUUGGAUUGGGGUGGGGUCUCUGGGUCGUUGGCUUGCAGUGCAAGGAUUGGGGGGAUUCAAGUGCUUAGAGAUCGAAGGCAGGCCUUGGGUAGGGGGAGUCAGACAAUUGGAAAGCCUAGGCAGUUAUUUGGGGAGGGGUCUUUGCGCUUGGGCGAAGCGCAAAGCUGCAUCUGCUUGGCUGGAGGCCUGCGGCCUCGUCCAGGGAGGCUUCUGUGCAGGGUGGGCCGACUAGGCCAGGCUAAGGGGAAGAAAGUGAAUCAAUCAGGAGCAUAAGUGGGCGGGGGGCCCCUGAGAGGGGGGUCACAAAAGGUGAGCCAUGGCCACCAGGCGUUUAACCGACGCUUUCUUGUUGUUGCGGAAUAAUUCCAUCCAAAACCGGCAGCUGUUAGCCGAGCAAGUGAGUAGUCACACCACCUCCAGCCCUCUGCAUUCACGUAGCAUUGCUGCGGAGCUGGAUGAGCUUGCUGACGACCGUAUGGCUCUGGUGUCAGGCAUUAGCUUAGAUCCAGAAGCAGCAAUUGGCGUGACAAAACGGUCACCUCCGAAAUGGGUGGAUGGAGUGGAUGAAAUACAAUACGAUGUUGGCCGGAUUAAACAGAAGAUGAAGGAAUUAGCCAGCCUUCAUGACCAGCAUUUGAACAGACCAACCCUGGAUGACAGCAGUGAGCAGGAGCACGCCAUUGAAAUAACUACCCAAGAGAUCACUCAGCUCUUCCACAGAUGCCAGCGUGCAGUGCAGGCUCUGCCCAGCCGGGCCCGCCGGGCCUGCUCCGAGCAGGAAGAGCGGCUCCUUCGCAACGUGGUGGCCUCCCUGGCACAGGCUCUGCAGGAGCUGUCCACCAGCUUCCGGCACGCACAGUCAGGCUACCUUAAACGCGUGAAGAAUCGAGAGGAAAGAUCUCAGCAUUUUUUUGAUACAUCAGUACCACUAAUGGAUGAUGGAGACGAUAAUACUCUUUAUGAUCGGGGUUUUACAGGUGACCAGUUAGUGCUGGUGGAGCAGAAUACACUGAUGGUGGAGGAGAGGGAGCGGGAGAUCCGCCAGAUUGUACAGUCUAUUUCUGACCUAAAUGAAAUCUUUAGGGACUUAGGAGCAAUGAUUGUAGAACAGGGUACAGUCCUUGAUAGAAUUGACUAUAAUGUUGAACAGUCCUGUAUCAAAACUGAAGAUGGCUUGAAACAGCUUCACAAGGCAGAGCAGUAUCAAAAGAAGAAUCGGAAGAUGCUUGUGAUUUUAGUAUUAUUUGUCAUCAUCAUUGUCCUCACUGUUGUCCUCGUCAGCGUGAAGUCUCACUGAGCGGCGUUGGGUCUGUGUGUGUGGCAUGCGUGGAUUCCCGGUGUGAGGGGCGUGGCCGAGCUCCGUGGGCUGCCUGCAGAGGUACAGCCCCAUGCAUCCACCUUGGGGCAGCGAGCGUUUCCAUGGACUCCUCGUCACACUCGUGCUCGAGCAAGGGGAUGGGCUUCUGUUGUUCCUUCACUGUCAAGAGUCUAAUACUGCUGAUACUGCUGCAGAAUAGAGAUUGAGUUCUGUCAUUAGUUAUAUAUUUUUUUUAGAAAGAGAAAAUGAGUUGAACGUUUACAGGCACUCCACAAGCUGUUCAAUAUUAUAUGUGUAUAUGCUAUUUUUUUAGCAGUCAUGUCUGAGCAGCAUGUUAAAAAAACUUUUGGAAAAAUUUUUUUUAAACCAUCUGGUUUUUAAGAAAUUUGGUACCAAAAAUUUAUGAGUAGAGGCAAAAAUGCCUCUUCAUCUUUCUUUAUAUAUUUUCCAGUUGAAAACAAACUAAGCAGUCCUUUAAGAAUUUAUAAUCCAUUCCCCAUUAACUUAAUUUAGCUUUUCCAUCACUGUUAAUGAUCAGAGUAACAAAGUGUGAAAAAUAAGAAACCAUCAUUGAUGUUAAUUAACACAUUUAGAUGGGCCAGUUAAAACAGCUUCAUAAGUUUAAAUUAAUGGUAAAUGGAGUAUUCCUCAUCUAAAAUGUGUGCACUGCAUUUUCUACUCUCAACCAAAAGGGUUAUAGAGCAAAGCCACCUAAAUUUAAAAGUUCGUGAUUUGAACUAACCUCACAUUAAACGGAAACUUACCAGUGUCAUAAGAGUCACCAGAAUCAGCCAGUGUGUCCCUGUGCGCGUCCCCAGCCAUCCUUGCUCAGUUCGUUCUUUAUGUACUAACUACAUAAUGACCUGUUCAAACCAGCACCAUUUAAUGAACUGUGAAUUUACACAGAGGCCAUUCUAAAUGGGUCACCCCAUUUAGAACUAGUGGAUCUCAAAUUAUUAACCAAACAUCACUCCAUUUCAAAGUAAAAUAUUCCACCAGUGGUUUGAUUUAUUGGCUCUUCCAUUGCCGCUUAACAUGCCCAGAAAGUUGGCAUAUUCCUGCAGAUUGUGAAAAUCUUGACUAGGAAAUCCCUCGUUUGUGUGAGCGUGAAUCAGAUCGCCAAAGUAGGACUUUGUCGUUUACUUGCUAUUAUCAAUAUGGUGCUCGAAUAUAUUCCUGGAACUGUAGAAUAAUGUGGAAAGUGAUGAUAACUUUGAAAAUUGAAGUUGUUCAUGUUUUAAUUGGUCUUGAGACACGAGUAUAGUUUUAAUGAUCUUUGUAUAAUUUUCAAUGGCUUUUCCGUUGUUUUUACCUCUCUUAAAAAAUUUAAGAGCAUGACCUCAUUAAAUAUGCUACAUUUUAUUUGGACCAGUCACAUAAAAUGUCUCUCGAGAACUGACUUUGAAGUUGUUUCCAGAAAUUUAAACUCAAGUCCAGAGAUUCACGUUAUCCAAACAGAUCAUGGGCUUAAUACCCAAACCCUUGCCCCAGCCUUCCCUUCCCGGGUUGUUUACGACAUCAGGCAGCCACUGGUAUUCGCAUUACUGAUGUGGCUAUCCAGUGAUCUCAAAGUGUCCCUGGCAUUUGAGGAAAUAGCAUGGUAUUCCCUAACAAACAAUUAUUUCUUAGGAAAAAAGGUCAGGGAGUAAGAAUCCAGCACCUUGAUCACCCCUGAAACGUGGAGCUCUUACAGGUCUCGAGAGCAGCUGUAGGCAUCCUUUAGUCCCAGCAGAUGUUAAGCCAGUGCUGGAGUA